AUGCUCGUGAAAUACGGCUUACUCCUGCUUUCAUCUACGCUUGCGGUCUUAGGAUUAGUCCCAAAGUGCUGCGAAAAUGACGGAACAAUUCCCGAACGCAUUGGUGACCGCCCACCCAUGCCAGGCGCCGUAACAACUUGCUCCGGUUCUGUAUUCCCGAGCUGUUCAAGCGGAACAGCCAAAUGUUUGAGUACAGGCUUCGAUUGCUACAAUGAGCACAACCAACCUGCGGGAGCUACUCCAGGCUGUAGUAAUGGAGAAAAUGCGCAAUCACUUAGAGUAUCCAAUGUGGGAGGUUUUGACUUAGGAUUGACAAGCAAUAGGCCUAUUGGUUAA
Molecule: messenger RNA, 336 nt
Organism: Melampsora larici-populina 98AG31
Lineage: Eukaryota; Fungi; Basidiomycota; Pucciniomycetes; Pucciniales; Melampsoraceae
Exons: 3
Coding region: 1-336 (111 amino acids)
Source: RefSeq, a predicted model, not a curated record